UCCAGCAACAUCGUUCCCCUUACCGUCAUUAAAGGCGCCGGCCACGAGUUCAUCCCCCUCCCCAACGGCGAGAACGCAACCACUGCCGAUUUCCACUCUAUCCGCACCAAGACUGAAUCCCCUGCGCACUUCACUUCGGGGUUUUAUAAGAUUGAGGCAGGACCUGAAAGGCCCGCGAGCUAUAAUUUUGAGGAGACGAAAUAUGUCCUCAAUGGUCAAAUCGAUAUUUUGGAUGAGGCUACUGGAAUCACCCACCACCUAGUUCCGGGAGACUUUGCUUUUUUUCAUGUUGGAGCUAAGGUCAAGUUCUCAACUAAGUCACAAGGAUUGGCCUUCUACGCCGUUACUCGACCCAUUCGAUCUCCCCACCCUAACCUUGUAGGUCGAGAGGAAGACAAGGCUAGGUUGUAA
Messenger RNA from Penicillium verrucosum, 411 nucleotides. RefSeq names its product Ethanolamine utilization EutQ. NCBI's taxonomy places the organism in Eukaryota, Fungi, Ascomycota, Eurotiomycetes, Eurotiales, Aspergillaceae. The transcript is spliced from 3 exons. The record is from RefSeq and is a predicted model, not a curated record. The annotation marks the transcript as partial.